AUGGAAACUGGACCAGUUGCUGUUACAAGUCCAAGCACGUUACCUACCUUGCCUUCACUCUCCGUGAAACUUCAAGAAAGAAACUACACUUUUUGGAAAUCUCAGAUCUUGCCAGCCUUGAGCUCACAUGGUUUGGAUGUCUUUGUUACUGGAGAAAAAGUAUGUCCACCAAUGUUCUUAAUUGUUACAUCUGAAGAAACAGGAGAAAAGAAUGUUGCUAAGUGUAGUACAGCCUAUGAAAUUUGGAGUAUUUUAGAGUUGCAUUUUCAAUCAGUCUUUAAGGCUAGAACACUGCACUUAAGGAACUUACUGCAGACAACUAAGAAGGAUUCAUGUAGUAUUAGUGAAUAUGUGCUAAAGAUGAAAGAAAUUGGAGAUGAGUUGAAUGCUAGUGGUGUAAGUAUGAGUGAUGAGGAACUGUUGUUGUAUAUAUUAGAUGGUUUGGGACCGGAGUAUGAUGUUGUUGUUGCAAAUCUCACAUCUAAUAGUAGCGUUAUCACUAUACAAGAGGCUUAG
Molecule: messenger RNA, 516 nt
Organism: Pistacia vera
Lineage: Eukaryota; Viridiplantae; Streptophyta; Magnoliopsida; Sapindales; Anacardiaceae
Exons: 2
Coding region: 1-516 (171 amino acids)
Source: RefSeq, a predicted model, not a curated record